Molecule: messenger RNA, 639 nt
Organism: Brassica napus (rape)
Lineage: Eukaryota; Viridiplantae; Streptophyta; Magnoliopsida; Brassicales; Brassicaceae
Exons: 3
Coding region: 1-639 (212 amino acids)
Biological process (GO): DNA integration
Molecular function (GO): nucleic acid binding
Source: RefSeq, a predicted model, not a curated record
AUGCCUCAGAACUUCAUACUCGAGAUCGAGGUAUUAGACUGCUCGGGGAUCGACUUCUUCAUGGGACCAUUCCCACCAUCAUAUAAGAACGAGUACAUACUAGUGGCUGUGGAUUAUGUUGCGAAGUGGGUAGAGGCAAUCACCAGCCCCACUAAUGAUGGCCUCUUAAAGAAGAACGGGGUCAAGCAUAAGGUUGUGAUUGCAUACCAUCCACAGACAAGUGGCCAAAUUGAAGUGUCUUAUAGAGAGAUCAAGAGUAUCCUGCAGAAAACAGUCGGAACUGCACGCAAAGACUGGUCUCUAAAACUAGAUGAUGCGCUAUGGGUUUACAUAACAGCCUACAAAACGCCACUAGGGACCACUCCAUAUCAUCUGGUCUAUGGCAAAGAUUUUCACCUCCCUUUCAAACUUGAGUACAAGGCAGCAUGGGCUGUCAAACAACUCAACUUCGAUAUCAAAUCAGCCAAGGAAAGGCUGAAACUAUUCCAUGGGAAGUUGAAGCCCAGAUGGUCCGGUCCGUUCACUAUCAAGGAAGUCAGACCAUAUGGAGCGGUGGUGUUACUGGAUCCGAAUAGCAGAGAGUUCGUUGUUAAUGGUCAGCGUCUAAAGCUAUAUCUUGCUGAAACGACAAUCGCAUAA